ACCUUUGCCUCUGCUGACAUAGCAAAAAGAAAGCACAACGAUGUCACAUUUGGCAAAAGCGAAGUUAGUGUUGGAAAAGGGAGAAUUGAACGAGUCCUUCAAGAUUAUUACUAAGUAUAUAGACUCACAGACUAAAGGAGAUGCCAUGAACAGUGACAGCGACCUGGCAGAUGCCUACAAUACCAGGGGUCAUAUUAGGUACCUCUGGGUGGAUUUUGAUGAGGCCAUCACUGACUAUACUGAUGCCAUUAAAAGGAAACCUGACUUUGAUGUGGCUUAUUACAACAGAGGACAAGUUCACUAUCGUUUAGGACGUUACAAAUUGGCUCAGAAGGACCUGUCACGGGCACUGGAACUAAACCCAACAUUUGAGGACGCAAGACGGAAUCUCGAUCAAGUCGAAGCAGAUAUAGAACGAGGACACAAAUUCAACACAACGGAUCAGUCUCAAGAGCCUUAAACUAUUAAUGAUGUUUUGUAUUGUUUGAUGUGCUGUUCAGCAAAGCUCACACCAACCUUUUACCAGUUGACUAAAUUGGAUGACCCUUUACCAGAUAUAAAAUGAUUUGAGCUUUUUAGUUA
Halichondria panicea is the source of this 582-nucleotide messenger RNA. RefSeq names its product tetratricopeptide repeat protein 32-like. Lineage: Eukaryota; Metazoa; Porifera; Demospongiae; Suberitida; Halichondriidae. The transcript has 2 exons. The record is from RefSeq and is a predicted model, not a curated record. Gene Ontology annotation, molecular function: protein binding. Bases 41 to 460 code for a protein of 139 amino acids.